AUGGACUCUCCGUCUGAGUUGGAAGGCGCAGUUUCUCCCACUGCUUCGCUGCGCAGCGACCUGGAAGGCGAGCUCCUGCGCGGGGUGCGGCUGGAACUUUGCCUUGCUGGCUGGGGGCGACAUUUCUCGCAGAGCAAGGAAGCGAUGUACAGCAUUGACCCUGAGAAGUACAAACUCAGCCAGCAGACGGACCACAUUGACAACUUCCUUAGCCAUGACUGGGCCAGUGGCCGAAGUGGUAAAUUUCUGACUUUGCUAUGGAUCUCCAACAUUCGACCUGCGAUCCUUGUGACCUUCAUGGUCAGUUGUCUGAUCGCAUUUCUGCGAGAGUUCUAUUGGGAGCUCACGGGCGGCAAGUGGCGUGCAGAGGUUGUUCCACUUCUGAUCUUCAUCGUCGUCCUCUGCUUUUGGCAGCGCAUGCGGGCAUUGCUCAUGAAGGGUCAGGUGGUAUUUUUGGAUCGCCUUUGCAUAGCACAGUAUGAUCCCGAGUUGAAGCAAAAAGGCAUCUCGGCCCUCGCCGGAUUUCUUCGCAACUCUUCAACGUUGACGGUCCUUUGGUCUCCGCGGUGGAUCACAAGGCUUUGGUGUGUCUAUGAGUUGGCGACCUAUCUCAGCAAUCCUGGCAAGGCAAAGUCUAUCCGCUUCGUUCCAGUUACCCUUGGAGCCUCUUUCAUGUCUGUAGUCCUCUUCUAUGUGCUGAUUGUGUUUGGCGUCCAGACCACCCUGGAUCUUCUUGAGAGAAAAGCGUUUCUUGGGCUUUUGCUCUUCGAACUCGCCUUGGUUCUCAUUCUGACGCUGGGUAUUGCAAUUUCAACCCUCAUUGAGACGAUGCACGAUUUUGCCAAGUUGGCCGGCCAGAUUAAAGUCUUCCGUGUGCAAGAGUCCGAAUGUUUUUGCUGUUCCAACAACCAUCGUCAUCCCCACACUGGACGGCUGAUGCAAUGUGACCGAGAUCAGAUCUAUCAAAAAAUACAGAAGUGGUGUGCCACUGAAGAUAACAAAGUCGACCAGCUAAACUCGUCUUUGGAGCGCUUCAACACCUUGGUCCAGGAGAAGUUAUCUUCCGCUGUGCUGGAACAAUUCCGCGGUGGCCCUAUGCAAUUCAGCCAUGUGAUGGAAGUGGCAUGUGUAUGCAUCUUCCCUGAUAUUGUGCACCGUGUCCACUUCAUGAUGCGUCCAGACCUCUCUGGAGUUUCCUACGCUGCGUUUUGUCUCCGCAUUGCGAUGCAGUGGAGCAUAAAUGCCCUAGCUCUCACUGGCGCAAUCCGUGCCUUUGUGCUACUUUCGGGUCUUCUCAUCCCUCGGAUGUACCAGCGCAGCAGGUUUGGGCUGGCUCUCACAAUGGCGGGAGGCUGCAUCAUGAUGGUGAAUGUGAUAUGGGUCCCUUUCUGGCUGGUGUUUCUGUUUACAGAACAAACGAGUCUGCUUCCGGCUGUGCCUUACUUGGCCGCGGUGGCCCUGAACGCCUUGCUGUGGCAGCCAUGUUUGUAUCAACUCACUCUUCCAGAGUACCCCGUGAAUUCCAGAGUGUGUCCGCCAAAUCAUGACACCGACUUAUGGAUUCCUGAAAACCAGGAUAGCUCAGUUGAGCCAUUGGAUCAUGAGCAUCAUGAUCCCAUAGAAAAAGUUUCUUUGUAA
Cladocopium goreaui is the source of this 1638-nucleotide messenger RNA. The record is from the annotation of a GenBank genome assembly. Lineage: Eukaryota; Dinophyceae; Suessiales; Symbiodiniaceae.